GAGGCCGCUGCCGCCGUCGAGUCCUGUCCCCUCCUCCUCUCCCGCACCUCGCCGCCGGCCGCGGCCGCGGCGGCGGAUGGCGACGCCGGGAGGCGCGGCGCCGAGGGCUGCCUACACGGCCCGCGACCUCGCGGAGGAGGCGAAGAAGCGCGCCGUGCUGCUCCUCGUCUUCGCCUUCGGUCUCGCCUUCCUCAUGUCCCUGACAAGCUCUUCAGUUUGGAUUAACUUCCCGUUUGCCACGGCUUUGAUGAUUUUAUUUCGCUACAUGUCACUUGACUACGACUUCCGUAGAAAGAGCUCAACAACUACAGACCAUGUUGUCAGUCGUCCGCUUGUCAAAACAAAAAGUAUUGAAUUGAAUAAGCCUUCCCUUGCUCAGAAGAAUGGAAGUCCAGGCUGGAAGAGCAAGGUGAACUCGCCUCCAGUAGAAGCAGCAUUUGAACAGUUCACAAGGCAUCUCGUCACAGAGUGGGUAACAGAUCUUUGGUACUCCCGCGUAACACCUGAUAAGGACGGCCCGGAGGAACUCAUCAGUGUAGUAAAUUCUGUCCUUGGGGAGAUUUCAAAUCGGGCAAGAAAUGUUAACCUCAUCACUCUACUAACCAGGGAUCUUGUUGAUCUCGUAUGCAAUAAUUUGGAGCUUUAUCAUUCCUGUGAAGCUAAGAUUGGAAAAGAGAAGUUUGUUAGCCUUCCAACAGAGUGUCGUGACGCUGAACUGAAACUGGCCCUUAUAGCCGAAGGCAAGUUGCAUCCAGCCUUAUUUUCAGCCAGUGCUGAAUACAAGGUCUUACGAAGUCUUUCAGAUGGUUUGAUCUCAAUCACAGUAAAGCCUGAAAAUCUACAGUGUUCGUUCUUCCGCUCUACCGCACGAGAGCUUCUUGCAUGUGCAGUUUUGAGGCCUGUCAUAAACUUAGCAAAUCCAAGGUUUAUAAAUGAAAGGAUUGAAUCUUUGGCUCUUUCUCGUGCCAAUAAGGCAGAUAAUGGAGUUGCUGGAUCCUUGGAGGAUGUUGCAUUGGUUAAGCAGAGGGAGCCUCCUAUGCCAUCUGUGGAUGAACUUUCUGCACUAGCAGAUCACUCAAGUCCUGGGGUUGAACUUGUGAGAUUUAGUCAGGGUCAGUCCAAGACUGCUUCAGACGUGCAACUCGGUAAAACUAAAAAUCUGUCUAGUGCCAAUCCAAAAUCCCCCAAUUAUCAUUUGAUCAACAAUUCGCAUCCUCUUGAAUCAGGCAGUUCAACUUCCGAUUCCCACAUCUAUUCAGAUACCAGUAUUUCUGUACAUCCCCAAAAUCGUGACGGGAUAACUACAGAGAAUUACGAAGGAGAGUCGGCACAAACAUUGGACAUCAUCUCCCACCGAAAAAGUCGAGUUGUAGCACCUGAGCACCUUGAGAAUAUGUGGACUAAAGGGAAGAAUUACAAUUUAGAAAACGCAGAACAUGUUGUGAAAGCACCUGUCAGGUCUUCUCUAGUCACCACUAAAUCAACACAGCAAUCAGCUCCCUUCAGCACUUCAAUUCGUCAUCAUCCUACUAUUCCACAAAAGCAAACAGCCUUGUCCAAUUCUGAGGACCAUCAUUUGAAAAGCUCAACUACUCCAUAUUCAAAUGGCACUAAUCACCUGCCAACAAGUUUUUCUGGAGAAAUGGCUGAGCAUGCCAGCCAAGAAGAUGUUGCAAUGGACAGUGAGAGUUCAUAUGGCACUGAGGAGGAUGAAAAUAACAAUGUUACUGGCCUGGACUCUCCUGUAACCAGAGUUUGGGAUAGCAAAAGUAAAGGAAAUGGCACCUCGUCCCAUAUACAUCAUCCUCUUGAAUCUUCUGGUUUCCAUAGAGCAAAGACAAAUAGAAGUCAUUUGGGCAAGUUGAAAAUGUCGAGAACUUCCUCAGGAAGGAAAAGGUCAAGGUCAAAUUCCCAAAAGACCCCCUUUUGGCAAGAGGCAGAUAGAUCACCUUUCUUGGUGGGAGGUGAUUUAGGCACACUAAGUACAUCAGCAAAUGGUUCAAGGACAGAUGGACUGUAUGAUGAUACUGAGGUGGAAAGCAUGGCCAGGAUAUUUAGUGGUGCAAAUGCUUCAUCUUUGUCAUUGGGAUCAAUUGACUCUUCUUAUUCAUCUAAUUAUUCUAGCACUAAUGUGCUGGAAGACUCUUAUCUGAAGUUAAGAUGUGAGGUGGUAGGAGCCAGCAUUGUAAAAAGUGGAUCUGGCAUGUUUGCUGUGUAUUCUGUUUCCGUAACCGAUGCCAACGGUAAUAGUUGGUCUAUCAAGAGGAGGUUUCGUCAUUUUGAAGAGCUACAUCGGCGUCUGAAAGAAUAUCCUCAGUACAGUCUUCACUUGCCUCCAAAGCAUUUCCUAUCAUCAGGGUUAGAGGUUCCUGUUGUUCGAGAGAGGUGCAAGUUGCUUGACAUAUAUCUAAAGAAGCUUCUUCAGAUUCCCACUGUUUCAAGCUGUAUCGAAGUCUGGGAUUUUCUAAGUGUUGAUUCACAGACAUACACUUUCUCAGAUUCUCUCUCAGUUAUCCAGGCACUAUCAGUCAAUUUAGAUGUAAGAUCAAAUGACAAGGGUGCAAGACCAUUGAAUUCUUCCAAAGCUUUGAAUGGAAAUUUGGCCUCUACAAGACAAUUAAGUGGAUGCCAACAUGAUACAGUGGAUAAGGAUAAGGACUUUGCUGUUGACGGUUUGAGAUUGAGGAAAGGAAGUGCGGAACACAAUUUAGGACCUAAUGUUAGCAACACGAGUACCAAUAUUUAUCAAGACGACUCUGGAAGUGAUCCUGAACAAAAUGAUCACUCAUUUACGAUAAAUCCAGGAAAUCAUAAGAAAAUGUUGCCAAGUCAAACUGAUUAUACAUCUCAAAUUGAAUCUGAUGGGUACUCAGUGUCAGGGAAUCCUAGUGAAUGGAUGACCCCAAAUCUUAGUGCUCCAAUAUUUCAUCUGGUUGAUGUAGUUUUUCAGCUCCAAGAUGGUGGCUGGAUUAGACGGCAAGCAUUUUGGGUCGCGAAGCAAAUACUGCAAUUGGGAAUGGGAGACACAUUUGAUGACUGGCUUGUUGAGAAAAUCCAGUUACUUAGAAAGGGGAGAAUAAUUGCCUUUUUAGUCAAGCGUGUUGAACAAAUACUUUGGCCAGAUGGAAUUUUCAUGACAAAGCAUCCAAAUAGAAAACCAGCUGCACCUUCUGCUGCCCAGAAUACUGGCAUGGCAAACUAUCUGACUGAAGAACAACGAUUAGAAGCUGCUCACCGUGCAGAUUUUGUCCGUGAAUUGAUAAUAGAUAAAGCUCCAUCUGCGCUCGUGAGUCUGGUUGGUCGAAAGGAGUACGAAAGAUGUGCUCAGGAUAUUUACUUCUUUCUUCAGUCCCCAGUUUGUUUGAAGCAGCUGGCAUUUGAACUUCUAGAGCUCCUUGUCCUUGCUGGAUUUCCAGAGUUGGGUGACAUCGUGAGGAAGUGGCAUGAAGACAAAGAGCAGUUCUCCGCUCUGGAAUGAAUUUUUGUGUGUGUUCUUAUGAAUGAGUCUUGUCGAGCCGCAGUGCUGAUCCAUUUCACUGUAAAUAAGGCGAUUUCGACUUCCAAGAGUGCUGCUGGUUUUGACAUUCCAGUUUUGAUUGAGACGGCGUUAUGAUGAAGUGUGAAUAGAGUAGCUAGCAACAUAGUGCAGCCUGAAAAGAAAGAGAGAUUGAUACAGUUCUUUUUUUCCCUGUAGUUGCUGUAGGUGUAGGAUAGCUGCACCUUUUCCUACCGUUUGUAAAUUUUUGGUUAUAUCCGACUCAUACGACUAUUCAUGAUGAUGAAUGAAGAUAUAUUAAGGGUGCCAUCUCAUGGGUGGAGGAGUUCCUCAGUU
Brachypodium distachyon (stiff brome) is the source of this 3832-nucleotide messenger RNA. RefSeq lists its product as uncharacterized. The record is from RefSeq and is a predicted model, not a curated record. Gene Ontology annotation, molecular function: phosphatidylinositol binding. The transcript is spliced from 15 exons. NCBI's taxonomy places the organism in Eukaryota, Viridiplantae, Streptophyta, Magnoliopsida, Poales, Poaceae. The coding region runs from base 77 to 3478 and encodes 1133 amino acids.